Molecule: messenger RNA, 885 nt
Organism: Sinocyclocheilus anshuiensis
Lineage: Eukaryota; Metazoa; Chordata; Actinopteri; Cypriniformes; Cyprinidae
Product: collagen alpha-1(IX) chain-like
Exons: 7
Coding region: 1-885 (294 amino acids)
Source: RefSeq, a predicted model, not a curated record
AUGAAGAAUGGACAAGAUGACCUUCCAGGGUUUGAUCUGAUCACGCAGUUUCAGUUGGAUGUCAUUCCCAUGAGGGGCGUCAGAAAAGUAGAAGGAUCCACACCCCUCCAGGUGGCAUACAGACUCGACCGAGAGGCCAACUUCCAGAUCCCAACCAGGCUGAACUUUCCAAGGGGCUUCCCAGAUGAGUACUCCUUCAUGACCACCUUCCGCAUGAUCAAGAACACUGUCAACAAGGUGUGGAACAUCUGGCAGGUAGUGGAGGAAGACGGUUUAAAGCAGGCAGGUAUGCGUCUGAAUGGAGACCAGCAGGCCCUGGAGUUCUUCCUCACCACUAUGGAGGGAGAUGUGCAGACCGUCACCUUCCCAGGCCUUUCUGACCUCUUCAACACUAAAUGGCACAAAGUGAUGGUUGGUGUGGAGAAAGAGCUGGUGACGCUGUAUGUGGACUGUCACCCUGUGGACCAGAAACCCAUCAAAAGGAAGGGCUAUGUCAACACGGAAGGAGACACUCUGAUCGGAAGAUUGGAUUCUGAUCCCAACACCUCUGUAGUGUUUGAGUUGCAGUGGAUGCUGAUUCACUGUGACCCAAAGAGAGCUCAGAGAGAAAGCUGUACCGAACUUCCUCAGUCUGAGAUGUAUGCCAAUGCUGAGCCAGAUCCCAAGCCGAUCCCUGGUCCCCCCGGUCCUGAGGGUCCUGAGGGGCCUCGUGGACCUCAUGGAGAACCUGGCAGAGACGGGAGAGAUGGUAUUCCAGGUACCCCCGGCACUCCUGGAGCUCUGGUAAGUGUGAAACAUUGGAGCAACAUCUUCAUCUCCAACCUCUUCAAGAAGACAUUGUUCUUAAACUCAGCAGGAGGUCACACUCAACAAGAUUCAUACUAG